Triticum aestivum (bread wheat) is the source of this 1099-nucleotide messenger RNA. Its product is annotated as syntaxin-51. Gene Ontology annotation, biological process: vesicle fusion; intracellular protein transport. The record is from RefSeq and is a predicted model, not a curated record. The transcript is spliced from 6 exons. NCBI's taxonomy places the organism in Eukaryota, Viridiplantae, Streptophyta, Magnoliopsida, Poales, Poaceae. Gene Ontology annotation, molecular function: SNAP receptor activity; SNARE binding. Gene Ontology annotation, cellular component: endomembrane system; SNARE complex. The coding region runs from base 251 to 949 and encodes 232 amino acids.
CGUCUAAUCCCUUCUUCCCCGCAGCUACGCCCCGUCAAAGGCACGGCGAAGAAACCACCAACCACAAAUCACACGCCAAAGGCCAAAAGCGGGGAAGAGGACGAAAGAAAGCGUCGCCGCCACGGAGCAACUCGAGCAAGCAGCCGGCGACGCGACGCGGCCGAAUCGGAGCAGGCAGUCUCGCCGGCCGGCCCAUCGAUCCCCUGCUCGGCCCCCCGAGGAACCGAUAGGGUCCAUCUCCCUGCCGGCGAUGGCGUCGUCCGUGGAUCCGUGGGUGCGGGAGUACGGCGAGGCGGCGCGCCUGGCGGACGACGUCGCCGCCAUGGUCGCCGACCGGGCGGCGCUCCCGCAGUCCGGGCCGGAGGUCAUGCGCCACACCUCCGCCAUCCGCCGGAAGAUCACCAUCCUCGGGACCAGGUUGGACAGCCUCGAGGGGAUGCUCGCCAGGCUUCCCCCCAAAUCCAUCACGGACAAGGAGCUGCAUAAGCGCCGAGACACGCUUUCAAAUUUGAAAUCUAGAGCAAAACAGAUGGCAGAAAGUUUCAACAUGUCGACCUUUGCCAACAGGGAGGAUUUGCUUGGUCAGAGCAAGAAAGCUGCUGAUGACAUGAGCAGAGUAGCCGGGUUGGAUAACCAAGGGAUUGUUGGCCUUCAGAGGCAAAUCAUGAAAGAACAAGAUGAGGGUCUUGAGAAGCUGGAACAGACAGUGCUGAGCACAAAACACAUUGCGCUAGCAGUCAAUGAGGAGCUUGACCUGCAUGCAAGACUGAUUGAUGACCUAGACGACCAUGUGGAUGGUACGAACUCGCGUCUCCAGCGUGUGCAAAAGAGGCUUGCGGUUCUGAACAAGCGCGCCAAGGGCGGCUGCUCCUGCAUGUCCCUGCUGCUGUCCACCGUCGGUAUAGUGAUGCUUGUGGUUAUUGUUUGGCUCCUCAUCAAGUAUCUGUAACCUCUGCCCAACUCAAAUCAGUUUCAAGUGUGCAGCUCUUUCAAAGAUAGUAUGGUUACUUCCGCUUCGCCAUCAUUUUGGCGAGAAAUGGAAAAUAUGUAUGCCACAUGUGCCCUUAUCGGGCUGAAAUGUGAAGUUCAGACUUUUGUA